AUGUCCGUCUGGAAUCCAGACAAUAUUCGUGAUGUUGCGGAGUCUGUCGGCAUUACCAACCUCAAUCAUGACGUGACUGAGAAUCUGGCACGCGACGUCGAAUACCGCGUUGCACAGGUGUUAGAGGAGGCGCUCAAGUCAAUGCGCCACGGCAAACGGACACUCCUCACAACGCAGGAUAUCUCCCAAGCAUUGCGAACCCUUGAUGUGGAACCUCUAUACGGCUACGAGUCCCUCCGCCCGCUGCGGUUCGGCGAAGCGUCACUUGGCCCUGGCCAGCCACUCUUUUACGUGGAGGAUGAGGAGGUGGAUUUUGAGAAGCUCAUCAAUGCUCCGUUGCCCAAAGUUCCCCGCGAGGUCUCUUUUACCGGCCAUUGGCUCGCUGUCGAGGGCGUUCAGCCUUCUAUUCCUCAGAAUCCGACUGCGGCAGACUCUCGCAACCUCGAACUCGCAUCUAAGGGCCCUAAUGCCAAUCAGACCUUACAGGCAAUGAGCGGCGCAGGUGACGUGGCUGUGAAACCAUUGGUGAAGCAUGUCCUCUCCAAGGAGCUCCAGCUGUACUUCGAGAAGGUUUGCAGUGCUUUCUUGGAUGAGACAAGUGAAGAAUACCGGACCUCCGGAUAUGCCAGUCUUAAGGAGGACCCCGGUCUGCACCAACUAGUCCCGUACUUUGUGCAAUUUAUCGCCGAGAAGGUCACACACAGUCUUAAGGAUAUCUUUGUGCUGACCCAGGUGAUGCACAUGGCUGAGGCCUUGGUCCAGAACCCAUCUCUCUACGUUGACCCCUAUGUUGCUUCUCUCGUCCCCUCCAUUUUGACCUGUCUGAUCGGCCGCCAACUUGGUGGGGCCGCUGACCUAGCCGAACAAUUCGCUCUCCGAGACCUCGCUGCCUCAUUGCUUAGCCUCAUCGCGAAGAAAUACUCCCAAUCAUCCCAUAUGCUCAAGCCUCGCCUGGUGCGGUCAUGUCUCAAGAGCUUCCUCGACCCCUCCAAGCCCUUUGGAGCCCACUAUGGUGCUGUGAUCGGAUUACAAGCCGUGGGUGGCGCGGAGGUGGUGCGGGUUCUCAUGAUUCCCAAUCUUCGCGAGUACACUAAACUACUCAGUGAUGGUCUUGAAGAUUCAGCUCGUCGACCCGCGGCCGAGCGGGUGCUGAACGCUCUUCUCGGCGUUCUGGCUUCACUUCGAGACGGCCAGGUCUCGCUGGCCAAUGGUCAUCCUGCUACCGUCACAGAUGAUAUGCGCACACGGCUGGCUGAGAAGGUUGGAGACCUCAUUGCCAGCAGGAUUGCUGAGGUCAAUGAAGUACAGGUAGCUCAACUGGUGUUGGACGCGUAG
Penicillium maclennaniae is the source of this 1335-nucleotide messenger RNA. RefSeq names its product TATA-binding protein-associated factor TAF6. The transcript is spliced from 3 exons. Lineage: Eukaryota; Fungi; Ascomycota; Eurotiomycetes; Eurotiales; Aspergillaceae. Gene Ontology annotation, biological process: transcription initiation at RNA polymerase II promoter; RNA polymerase II preinitiation complex assembly. The coding region runs from base 1 to 1335 and encodes 444 amino acids. Gene Ontology annotation, molecular function: protein heterodimerization activity; RNA polymerase II general transcription initiation factor activity; transcription coactivator activity. Gene Ontology annotation, cellular component: SLIK (SAGA-like) complex; transcription factor TFIID complex; SAGA complex. The record is from RefSeq and is a predicted model, not a curated record.